UGAGAAAGGAAAAUGGGCAUGCUAAUUGUUAGCCUCUGGAAAUAUUGACAUUAUCCACCAUAAUUGUGUUUUCUGAUCUUGAAGGAGCUUAGCAUUCCACAAAGAACGUUAAGUAAGUAGGUACGGUCUUUCAAGUUGAUUUAUUUUGAAUCAAUGUAGCUAACGUUAUUAACUUAAGGUAACGUAGCUAAGGUAAACAUUGUUAGCACUAGUUAUCUACAUUGCUAAAGUUAGCCAACUAGCUAGCAUAAGCAAACCAGCCCCUAAGCAAACAUUAGCUAGCUACCGAUAGUGUCGUUUAAUUUAUUGUGACCACUUUUUUGUUGUUGUGUGUAACUAAAUAACGUUUAGCAAGCUAGCUAACGUUAGUUAAUUACAAUUUAAACGAGUUGAUGUAACGCGUUAGCUAGCUAGCUACAUACCAGCUACUUGUUAGCUAACGUUAACUACGUUUCCACAAUAACAAGCUGCUUGUAGCUUGGUGGUUAGCCAGUUAUCUGGGUGGUUUAUCCAGCUAACGUUAGCUAGUUAUUUAGGGUUAGGGAAAUUGAACAAUGACCUCAUGUAGCUAACUUAACUAACUAGUAGCUACUGUACUGACUGUAACGUUAGAUGGUCAUUGUUGUUAACAAGAACUAACGUUACCUAGCUAGCUUCCUGACUGUUGUGAUUAACGUUAGCUAGUUAUACCAAAGAUGAUCUAUAUACUGGCUAUGCUAUUGUAUAUAGCUAGCCAGCUAGCUUGGACCUCUGCCUGUCUGAAUGGCGCUAGCUACCUACUGUAGCUACGUUGUUGUUGGAUUGGUGCAUUGAGCUAGCCUAGAAAGCCAGUCAUCAUUGCCCAUUUUCCAUGUUGAUGUUUAGUAAACUUAGUUAGAGAGUUACGUCACUGAUAUCAUCACUGAUGUUGUGUACAUUUGUUUCCCUUACUCAAAUAAGUGUUAUUCUUAUUUUAAAAGGAUAAACCGGGCAAUAUGAUUUGGCCUAGAAGCUAGCUGUUAUCAUUACAUUAGGAACUUGCAGUCUGGUUAGCUUGCUAGCUAUAGACUUGGUAGACACUAACGUUAACGUUAGUAGUUUAGCUACACAGUAGAGAGAGCUUAGUUACCUAUCUAGAUGCUGAAACUUAAGUGUAGAUAAUCAACCUAAUUUCAUGUUAAAAGUCAUUCCUUUGUUUGAGAUUGUUUGAGUUUAUGCUCUCUUUCAGUUCCGAUCUUUUACUGUUUUGCCAGGUGUGAAGUGUUUUGUCCCUCUUUUUUUUGUAGGAAAGCAGUUAAAGUAUUCAGACACAACAUAGAAGUUGUUGGGAUUUCUGCAUCCCGUUGUCAUCGUCCACCCCUAACACAAAGUGAUGACCUCACAGCAGCAUCUCCUCCCCAAUGCAAACGUCAACCCUCCCCUCCUCGUCCCCCAGAACUCGUCAGCUCACCACGGUAGACCUCACAUUAAUCCAAACCAGCUGGACUCUACUCAGAGUAGUGCUGCGGGGCACCUUGCCCCCCACAGAGGUCUGAUGGGUGGUGUGGGGUCCUCAUCGGUGGGGACCUCCAGUGGAGUGGCAGUGAACAGGGGCGCCUCGGCCUCCUGCACUAACUCUGCCACCCCCAGGAGGCACUCGUCGGGACGCUUCGAACACUGGCCUGAGGAGGCCGUAGACAACUCUUACGGCUUGUACUCACUACACCGCAUGUUUGACAUAGUGGGAGCCCAGCUCACGCACCGCGACGUGCGAGUGCUCUCCUUCCUGUUCGUGGACGUCAUCGACGAGUAUGAGCGCGGAGGCAUCAGGAGCGGCCAGGACUUCCUGCUAGCUCUGGAGCGCCAGGGGCGCUGUGAUGAGACCAACUUCAGACACGUCCUGCAGCUGCUCCGCAUCAUCACACGCCACGACCUGCUGCCCUACGUCACACUCAGGAAGAGACAGACCGGUGAGUGGUGGUGUCCUUCUCAACCUUUGUCUUUCUCAUGCCCACUAAAAUUCUAUUGAAAAUGAAAGAGCAAACAAAAUGUAUUGGCGUCAAGACAGAAAAACUUAGGUUGUCAAUCUCCAAAAUGUUAUUCCAAAAAAAAUUUCCCCCUUUUCACCAUCCUCUUGAAAACACACUUUCUGUGUUUUCUUAGUUAAUAAUUUACAAUUUACGUUACAUUUUAAUAUUAAGUCACUAACCAAAAGCAUUCCUUUCAGUGUGCCCAGACCCAGUGGAUAAGUACCUGGAAGAGACGUCGGUGCGUUAUGUGUCCCCCAGAGGAGGAGAGAGCAGGGAGGCUGCACCCCAUAGGAGGACAGGUGAAUGUGUGACUCUGCAUGUAUACAUCUACAUACAGUAUAUGUGUGUGUGUGUGGAAAUAGUGAAAUGAAUACAUCUGUAAAUGUCUUAGCAUUUUUUUCCCACUCCAUUAACAGGCCCCCAACCAGUAAUAUGCUGUUCUCCAUCGGGACCCCAGGUGGGCUCCCCCCGCACCAAGCCAGGCCCCCCAUUACCCAGCCGCAAGAGGAAGAGGGCCCACACCACAGGAGACUGCAGGGAGAAGCAAACCUGUGGUAAGGGAAUUUUGGGUGUUUAUUGUGAAAGCAUGAAAAAUAUCCCCUCAAAAUAAUUCAAAAGCAACUUGUUUAGUAACUUUAUGCCUUCAGAGGCCGCAUGUGUGUAUCUACUUUUUGACAGUUCUUUCAUGACAAUAAAUGACAAAAGAGUUGGCUAAAGCACAUGCAUACAUAUCUGCGACCAAACUAUACAGAUGCUGAAUUAAAAGUCUAAAUUGCUCCAGAAUUCCUUGACUGUAUAGUUUCCAUGGCAUUAGACGGCACACUCUUCCUCUGUGUAACCAUUCCCCUUGCUCUUCCCUAUUCACCCCACACCCCUGCAGACAUCCGCUUACGAGUGCGUGCCGAGUAUUGCCAGCAUGAAUCAGCGCUUCAGGGAAACGUCUUCUCCAACAAGCAGGAGGCUCUGGAGAGGCAGUUUGAGAGGUUCAACCAGGCAAACACUAUUCUCAAGUCCCGGGACCUGGGCUCCAUAAUCUGUGACAUCAAGUUCUCAGAGCUCACAUACCUAGAUGCUUUCUGGCGGGACUACAUCAACGGCUCCCUGCUGGAGGCCCUGAAGGGUGUCUUCAUCACAGACUCACUCAAACAGGCGGUGGGCCAUGAGGCCAUCAAACUGCUGGUCAAUGUAGAUGAGGAGGACUAUCAGGCCGGCCGCCGCAAGCUGCUCCGGAACCUGGUCACUGGAGGUGGGGCCGGGGCUGCAGCCGCACCCGAAGGGAGCAGAGGGACUCCAUCCUCCUAG
Messenger RNA from Coregonus sp. 'balchen', 3290 nucleotides. The record is from the annotation of a GenBank genome assembly. Lineage: Eukaryota; Metazoa; Chordata; Actinopteri; Salmoniformes; Salmonidae.